Messenger RNA from Dermacentor silvarum, 7385 nucleotides. RefSeq names its product protein scabrous. Bases 181 to 2682 code for a protein of 833 amino acids. The record is from RefSeq and is a predicted model, not a curated record. NCBI's taxonomy places the organism in Eukaryota, Metazoa, Arthropoda, Arachnida, Ixodida, Ixodidae. The transcript is spliced from 5 exons.
GUCGGCAAGGACUUCGCGUUCGGAUAACAUCACCACUGCCUCGGCGUGCCUCGGCGCGCGCUUCACGGCGACGACAACCGGGCUGUCCCGGCGGGCGCCUUCAGCGACGGGCGCGCAGACGGCGUGCAGUCUGUGCCGGACACGGUUUCCAGGACCUGUGACAUUCCUCAAGUCGCACGGAUGCGGCUGUGCACGCUUGCGAUGACACGGUGCAGCCUCGCACUGGCACUGGUCAUGUGCCUGUGGCAACUCGGCGACGCCGGUUCUUCGGAUAAUGAUGCUGCGCUGGGCCACGUGGUUCGCGAACUCCGUGCCGAGUUGCAAGCCCUACAGCGGGGCCGCGACCAGGACCGCGCGGCGUUGCGGCGGCUCGAAGAACGGCUGGCAGCCACAACGCCGUGGACGACGAGCACCGCGCCUGCAACCACGGCGCGGCCGCCCCGGCAUCACCGGCCGCGGCGGCAGCACGAAGAGCAGCGGGCCUUCGCGCGGUCUCUGCGCGUGCUCGAGCAGGAGCGUCAGUCACUGGACCAACUGGAGAACCAGCUGAAACGCGUGCGGAGCGACCUGCAGGAAGUGGCGCGCGAGCGGCCGGCCGACGCGCAGGCGCUGCUGAGGGCCGACUUGGACCGGCUGCAGCUGCAGUUGGACGCCCUGCGUUCAGGACAGCGCGACGAGGUGUCGAGGACUGAAGCGCGCGACCGUGCACACCGUGCCUCGGUGGACUGGUUGCGCAGCACCGUCGAUCAGAUCAAGGCCGAGCUCGCCGAGUUGUCGCGGCAGGACAACGUGACCGUGGCGCUGGGCUUGAGCCGGGGCUUCGAAGGCGAGGCGGCACGGCUUAGGGCGGACCUGGCCGACCUGCGAGACCAGCUGCAGGCAUUUCGGGCGACGCAACAGCGGUGCGAGGCCGGCGCCGCUCAAGCUGCAGGAGAGCGGGCCGAGCUCCGGGCACUUCUCCAGAGGCAGGCAGUCCAGCAGCGACAGCUGACGCAGCAGGUUUCGGAACUUGCCGAGGAUUUCCAGAACCAACGACUGGGCGGGACCAAAAAGCGAAACGGCGACGACGAGGAAAAGCAUCAGCAAGCAGAUGCACUGGAAUAUUUCGAGGGCUCAGGGAUGGAGCCUGCAGAAGAGCCUGCCCCACAUCCUGCUGAUACAGACACAGAAGCACCAAGGCAUGAAGUUCGCCACCAUCGAGACCUCCGGCAGUUAGUCUACCAUCUUCAGAAGAGUGUACAAACACUGUCUCAUGAUCAAUCCAAGUUGGCCAAGGACAUCAGCCGAAUGCGUCGAAAUAGCACUGAACUCUCUGUGGCCAUAGCUUCACUGCAAGGGGUUUCCAGCACAGCUCACUCAACACAGCUUGAUAGCCAGUUGCGCCAGCUGGAAGAUCGAAUGCUAGCACAAAGUGAGAAGGUUCGAAAUGUUUCAAGCUGCUUCCAGAGUGUUGACAAGGUCCAUGCCUCAACUGUAGAGCUCUUCAGGGACUUGCGCACACUUGAGAAGAAAGUGGAUCGAGGUCUGACUGAUCUGCGCAAAGAAGUCUCCAAAUGUGACUUCGAUGUAGCCACUGCUUUGUCACUAGCCAAAGCUGUCCGACAAGAUGAGCUUGCCAGACGAGAGUCCCUUGCCAGCCUAAAGAAUGAUCUGCUCCAGGCAAGAUCUGAGCUGGAGAAAACUCGCUACAAGAUACUUAGCGUGGAAGGAGCAGUCCUCAACACAACAGUGUCAAGUCGUAAAGCAGGCAGUGACUGGGUGUCUCAAGAGAUUAAGAUUGCAAACCUUGAAGUUGCAAGCACACGGCUUUCCAAGAUGGUUGACCGCAACAGCCGCAAGUUGGCACACCUCGCAAGAUCACUGAACCAGGCAGUGAACCGCGAGGUUCUCGAUGAGUGGAAGAGAAAGCAAGAAGACUUAUCCAGCAUUCUACGCAACAUGACCGAAGAAGUGCCCAAAAUGAGGAAAAACAUUACUCGUCUUGAAGGAGAAGUGGAAAAGUUCGAGGACAAUUUACCAAAAGACUGCUCUUCCAACAUCAGUCAUCCUACAAAUGGUCAACACAGUGGAGUGCGACUGAUCCACCCCCAUGGUGCUGAGAAGGCCCGCCUAGUCUUCUGUGAUAUGCAGACAGACGGUGGUGGCUGGACAGUAGUGCAGCGCCGAUGUGAUGGCUCUCAGGACUUUUAUCGCAACUGGGAUGAUUACAAGCAAGGUUUUGGUGAUGUGUCUGGUGAACACUGGCUAGGAAACGAUGCACUGCAUGAGAUCACCUCCUCUGGAAACUACUCACUUCGCAUUGACCUCUGGGAUGUGUCUGGCAAUUACAAGUUUGUUGAGUAUGACCAUGUUGUUGUUGGUUCGGAGGCUCAGAGGUACAGACUGGAAGUGUUGGGCUACCGAGGUAAUGCCAGCAAUGCUCUCGAGUACCAUUCAGGUAUGGCAUUCAGCACAGCUGACAGAGAUAAUGACUUCAGUAGCACCCACUGUGCUGUGUACUACUCCUCAGGCUGGUGGUACAACCAUUGCCAGUAUGUCAACAUUAAUGGCAAGUACAAAGUUGGCCUAACUUGGUACGACAUGGAUGCCCUUGAGUGGGUGCAGCUGUCCAGGGUAGAGAUGAAACUCAGACCUACUACAAGAAGGAAGAAGCGCAGGUGGACAAAGGCUAAGGCUGCCUGAGCAACAGAAGGAGCUCAGGAAUCUUUUUUUGGACUUGGCCAGAGAUGGCCCUUUGAUUAAUUUAUAAAAAAUGUGUGUGUGUUGUACAUAUGUUGCGAUAAUAGGUAUGUGACUGUGUGCAGUGACUAUGUGUGCUGUGUAUAGUGAAAGAUGAACCAGCAAUCUGCCUCGUGCCAUAAAGGACAAGUUGUUCAAGCCAGCAACACGAGCUGCAGUAUCACAGAGCCUGUCUGCGUAACAACAUGACAACACUCAAGGGACCAAUGCAACAGUGACGUGAAGGCACAUUGUUUGACAACAUGGACAUCCUGUAAGCCAGGGGGAAUUGCAUUCCCGGCACUUGAAGACUGCCUUCUGGAUCCCCAGGCCCAUCUGAAUGAACUCCAGCCACUACUUGAUGAAGGCAUAUUUAUCAAGGCAUGGCCACAACAUGAAUCAGCACGUCCACAGGCAGUUCCCUGAGAAUACACGAACGAGUUUUAAGGGUGAUUGUUAUAGCUCUCUGAAGGCCAGCCCAUGAAAAGAUUUUAUGCGUAACCAGUUCUGUGUUUGUGUACACCUUCCCUUUCUUAUUGAAAAGUGAGCUUGAUCAUGCAACUUCAGCCUCUCUAAAAGCAGCAUAAGCAUUUUUUGCUUCUGGUCAAUGUCAGCUGCUAUGGACAGACAUGAACUGUACUUAACGUGUCAGUCACAGCAUAUGCUGUAGUCUGCAAUCAAACCCACCUCCCACUGUUUGAUAGCGUCCAUGAUUUCACAGAUGGCAUCUAUUUGACACUUCUUCUGAGAAGAAGCAGUCCUGCCAGUUUGCUGUUUGAUUGCAUUUCUUGUUGUGAAAGGUGUUCGUGUGGGCAUUUAAGGGCAUUUGAGGGUACUGUAUGAAAAUCAGCAAUGCCAUUAUGAUAUUAAUUUAUUCAUAGUUUCAAUGAGAAAAGCAAAACAAAUUGUCACUCCCAGCGUGAAAUAUAAAACAAGUUAUCAAUGCAUGAAUAACAGUCUUUCUUUAUUAAUGAUACCGACAUUAUAGGAUUUGUUAUUUCUAAGAUUAGGCAAACACCCUGCAACUUUUAUGGAGAAUAAAAGUCACCAUAAUGCAGUAAGUGAACGCCUAGUAAACAAGCAUAUGGUAGCUCACUCAAAUGCCCUUCCCUGUGUUCCUCCAAAAGAGAGGAAUGUGCUGUGAACUUUAUUGUAGCAGGUGAACAGCUUUCACCAGCCUAAAAGUAGAAGUGUGGUUAUCCAGCAGUGUAGAUGUAGAAGAGACUUCCUGCCUCCUUGUGAAAAUUGUGUAGUUGUUGAGUUUCUCAUUAUUAAUAACUACCUAAGUUAUGAACCAAUAGUAUUUAUAUUUAGUUAAGGCAGCCACUUCUAAUUCACUGUGCACUCACACAAAUCAAAGUACUACUACUAGCUUUCUAGUGCUUUCUGCACAGGACAACAAGAUUGUUAUUUUUUAUUUUCUUUAAAUAUUGUUUGUAUCAAAUAUUAAAAAACAAAUUUCAAAGACAUUGAUGGCUGUAGCUACUUAUGAACAAUGUUAUGUGGACUUUAAGCUGCUGAUAAGAAGUUGCAGUGAAUUUCUUGCUUCCUUUUACUUUAUUACAUUGAUAGUGACCAGUUGCUUUGCCCGUUACAUUGGCCAUUGCACCUUUCAACUACAGCAACCCAUAAUGUUACGAUCAUUGAGUUGCAAAGUAAUGUGCAUACUAGAUUAUAACAAAACCUAAAUAUUUGUCAUGGUGUAAUUUGCAUUUUAUCUUUGGGUAAAAAUAGCCAGGAGAGAGCUUUGAUUGAUAGGAAACAUUAAUGGGAUCAACAGUUGUGCAGAUUAUGUAUUUUUGUCAGCAUGACUUUCAGCCACAAUCAUCAUUUCAGAGAUGUUCAGGAAGCUGCACCCUUACUGCAGUUAAAAAAUUGCAAUUUACAUAAACUAAUCAUAAGAUAUACAGUCAACUUCCGAUUUUUUCGGACUCCCUAGGAACCGCGAAAACGUCCGAAAGAUUGAACAGUCCGAAAAAAUGAAUGCAUACCUUUUACAGCCCCCAAAGGCUCAAAUCGCCACAGGCACGUCGGAAAUAGCUCUGAAGGCCUACCAGUACAAUUAUUAGGCGUAUCGGUGCUCGUACUGUGACAGGAGAUGGCGGGUGCAAGCGUGUAUAAUUAAGGAAUACAUACAGUGUCCCAUGACUAUUGCCCCUUCCCAUUCUUGGUGUGCUUCACCGCAAUACUUCGCGUAUGCUUCGCCGCGUAACAUUUUUGUAUUGAGGCGAAGCUGACUUUCGGAAACCGGCAUUACGCAACGCGUCGUGCUUUCCGAGCUUCGAAGCCAUUGGCGAGCAUUACAAAGGCGGAGUCAGUGCCAUUGCUGACAGCGGCGAAUUCUUUCAAUGAAAAACACGGUACCAAACAGCAAGAAGCUUGGUAGCGAACGUCGAAACAGCCAGGCCAAGCCUUGCCGCGGUGGUAGCUACAGCCACCGUAUACAGCUUGCAGCUGUGUACGCUGUACAGCUUACAGCGCCUGUUUGAGGUGGCGAGAUAAUAAAUAUGGUGGUGGCGGUGGCUUUGAUAAUGCCAUUUUCGACCUGCGGUCACGGCAAAAAGUCCGGAAAAUCGGACGGCGAAGAGUUUUUGCGUCCGAAAUUUCAGACGUUCUUAUACAUUGACUCCAUGGGUACAGUGGCUGUACUAUGGGGUACGUGGCGUUGCCGCGAAGGCGUCCGAAUUAUUGGGCACGUCCAAAAAAUCGGUCAUUGACUGUACUUGUCUUGUGUUAAAUAAUAUUGUUCAUCUUUACUGACUUAAUAGUAGAAUAACUACUACAGUCGACUUGCAAUAAUUCAAACUGGAGAAAUUCAAUAUUCCGCUCAAUUCAAACUUGUCUCAAAUUUAUUGGUGGCCAGCUACGGUUUCAGUAUACUCUGGCAUUGAUUAAAUAUCAAAUAACGCUGUCCGUUCAUUAGAAUAUUUCCUAUUUGUCUUUCCAGGUAAACAAGUAACAACAUAAUCCAAACCUUGUGGCUAAAAGCAACUGAUGGAAGACAAUUCAGGUGUACUGAAUAGCAAUUUACAUAAAUUUAUUGCACAGAAAACUUCAUAUUGAAAUCUUAUCAGCUGGCAGUACAGUCGAACACUCACAACUGUCGUAGCACAUGUGACUAGUGCUGUAUAUCUAACUAGCUUUAUGCUCAUCUGCAGCGAUUUCAAUGCGGGCUGUGGGAAGAAUAACGUGCUCCAUUUAGAUUCUUCUUUGUGUAUUAAAUCAUAAUUUUCUCUUGAGUUGCACAUUACUGACUUGAAUAAUUCAGGCACAUACGCAUGUUUCUAAGGGGUUUCAACUACAUAAGUCGACUGUAGUUGUGCUGCUGCACAAUAAAACUACAAAGCUUCACGGUGCAGAGUGACAAAAGCCACAUACCACCUCAUAAAAUUAAGUGUGACACCAUUCAGCCAUUGCCAUCAAUGUUCACAGGUGCAAAUGCAGCCCUCAAUUACAGUCAUGCUAUAAGCCACAUCAAGAGUCACUUAACAUGCAAGUCAUUGUAUGACACAACAUAUGUUCCUCAUAUACCCCUGACAAACCGCCAGCUAGUCAAGAAAGCAAAUUGUGUGAUGUGCCAACAUGGCAAAACCUCCCAUAAAUAAAGUUUACAUAUUCUGGAAAUGCUCUGCCCACUCAAUCAGGUAGAAAUGAUGAGACAAAAUUGAUGAGAAAAUAAAAUGCAGAAGGAAAGACGUACAACUACAAAUUGAGAUGGGAGCUGCACGCACGUUUAGUGAUAUACCCCAUCGACAGUGUGUGUAACACUCCUCAAAGAAAAUACCCCACAUUAAUAACAAACUCAUUUACCAAACAAGUGCAAUUAAAAUUACUAAUUUGGAACAGGUGUGCAAACAAUUCACCUUAAAUAAAUUCAUGAUGAUUAUAACAGAGAGCUUUCAGGAACUGGCUAGCAAAAAGAGAUAGGCCAGAAGAAUCAGCUCUAGGAAUGCACUGUUAGUAUAAUUGCAAGGAUUUUAGCAACAGUCGGUCCGAUGGUAAUUUUUGUUAUUUCAGAUCUCAUACAGAUGUGUGUUUUUUCCUCAAUAUGAUGCAGAGGAAUUUGUUACGUGUUGCUUAUUUAUUAAGGCCUUUGUUAUUCUCUACAUUUGUUGCAAUUGCAUUUCUGAAGGAGAGGUUUCGCUGUAGGUAGUGUGCGAUAUAUAUAUAUAUAUAUGCUUGACAUUAAAAUCGUCAUGCUUCAGAUGGAGAAUGUCUUUGCUGGGUGCAAGAUGUUUAGGUAAUAUAAGCGAGCCUAGCAUUAGAAGAUUACAAAAAAGCCUUGAAGAUAUUUUUUUUUCUUACAAGGCUUUUGUACAGGUUUACUCCUGUUUGCACAACUGUCUUAGACAGCUGGUGUAGAGAAGAGUGUAGGUAUGAUGCUUCAAUUGUGUUUCUGUCUUGUACAUAGAUAUAAUAAAAAAAGAGUUUAAACAACAGGAUGCUGUGUUACCAUGCACAUCUUUUUCUUGUGUGUAUUACCAAACUCAAUCUCAUAAAACAUAGCACAUGACACAUUCUGAAAGCACAGAAGUUAACUGGAAAGCACAAGUUUUUGUUUUGGUAGAAAAAAACCUCGGCAUAGAACAACUAUACGUCAGCUACCAAUAUUUUGACUGGGCAGUAUGAAUUACUGCAGUGAAAAUGAUACACGGCACUUCACGGGC